Sphaeramia orbicularis (orbiculate cardinalfish) is the source of this 1753-nucleotide messenger RNA. It is a transcript of the gene rab32a, whose product is annotated as RAB32a, member RAS oncogene family. The record is from RefSeq and is a predicted model, not a curated record. The coding region runs from base 126 to 767 and encodes 213 amino acids. NCBI's taxonomy places the organism in Eukaryota, Metazoa, Chordata, Actinopteri, Kurtiformes, Apogonidae. The transcript is spliced from 3 exons. Gene Ontology annotation, cellular component: Golgi apparatus; trans-Golgi network; phagocytic vesicle. Gene Ontology annotation, molecular function: GTPase activity; GTP binding. Gene Ontology annotation, biological process: endosome to lysosome transport; phagosome-lysosome fusion.
AGUCCUGUGUGUCCAGACCAGAAACACACCUCACACAGGAAGCCUAUGUGAGCGACAAAAGCAGAAGUAUCUCACUUUUUUUUUUUUUUUUUUUAAACAAACUUGUCAGAGUCAGUCCCAGCAGCAUGGCCGGAGGCUCGGUAUCAGAGUGUAAGGAGUAUUUGUUCAAAGUUCUGGUGAUCGGGGAAUUAGGGGUCGGGAAAACCAGCAUCAUCAAACGCUAUGUGCACCAGCUUUUCUCGCAGCACUACAGGGCGACGAUCGGGGUCGAUUUUGCACUCAAAGUCAUCAACUGGGACUCCAAAACACUUGUCAGGUUACAGCUGUGGGAUAUCGCAGGUCAGGAACGCUUCGGGAACAUGACGCGGGUGUACUACAAAGAGGCUGUGGGAGCGUUCGUGGUGUUCGACGUGACGAGGGGCUCCACGUUUGAGGCUGUAUCUAAGUGGAAGCAUGACCUGGACAGCAAGGUGAAACUGGCUAAUGGUAAUCCCAUCCCAUCGGUGCUGCUCGCCAAUAAAUGCGACCAGAAAAAAGACAGCACCAACAACACAGCUCUAAUGGACAGUUUCUGCAAAGAGACCGGCUUCUUGGGCUGGUUUGAAACAUCAGCUAAGGACAACAUUAACGUGGACGAAGCGGCGCGUUUCUUGGUAGAGAAUAUCUUGGCGAACGAUAAAGGGCUGCCAUACGAAGAAAGCAACGGAGACCGGAUCAAACUGGACCAGGAGGCCGUGGCUGCUGAGAGCAAAUCAGGCUGCUGCUGACACUCACUUCAUUCCCAUCAGCGUUUGUUUGCCAGAGUCCAGUUCAUGCACCCGUCUACUUCCACCCUCAGAGACGAAUAUGAAUUUUUUUAGUCUUUAAAACUCCAAAAACUUGUGUGUGCACUGAUGCCCAUUUGACCUGCACAUCCAAGUGUCUCAUUUUAGAUUUCCCUAGGCCAGGAAAAGAAACCCAGUUUUAUUUGAAUAUUGUCCGAGGUUAUCUCUUUCUCUACACACUUUUUUCGCUCCUAAAGGUUUCCUAUUAUUGUGUUUUUCUCAGGACACGUCCUCCUAUAAUCUUUCUGUCCCUGUUGUCUCUGAAGCCCUGGACUGGACCACAGCUGAUUAAUGACGCAAACUGAAUUUUCUGAGACACACAAGCUGGGAUUAUUCUCUUUCAUUGAUGUCAUAGCUUUUUGAACAUUUCUGUGCGAACAAGACAUUUUAUUGUUUCAUCUCUUUUUUUUUUCUUUUUUUUUUCCAGUUAACAUAGGCAGAGGUUAAUGCCCCUUAAGCAUUUAUCUCACUCAUGUGUUUACUCAUAGAUUCCACGGUAAAACUCAAACAAAUGGGCAUCACUGUUAAGCAUUAAGUGUUAAUGUAUUACAUAUUGCUGCAAAGAAUCAUCUUUAUGCCAUAUUUUCUUUGAAGUGUUGUGCCAUAAAAAAUGCAUUUUAUUAUUUUAGGAGCAUGGGACACUUUGGGCCUGAUUUACUAAGAUCGCAAAUAAUGGGUGGAAAUUUGCAAAAAAAAAUGCAUGUGCUAUUGAUUUGCAUGUCACGAGUGAUCAACUAAAGCUACGUUCAGACAGCAGAUCUUAAUGCACAAUUCACAAUUUUUGGUGAAAUUCGAUUUUUUGUAUGCUCGUUCAUAUGACACAUUAACCCUUUCAUGCAUGCUGGUCACUACAGUGGACAGUUAUUCUACAGCUGUUCUCUUGUAUAUUCAUGGGUUUUGUUGUUUUAGUUCCAUAUCAGCCAACACAG